AUGCAGUUGUAUCGCCUCGGUCUGCUGGUCGCCUCGUGCGUUGCCUCGGUGGCAGCGCAAUCAACUUUUACUCCUGCUCGGCCGCCGGCCCUGCCGCUGGCUGUCAAGUCACCGUACCUCAGCACCUGGCUCCCCGCUGGGAAAGAUGGGGGUAAUGGCGGGUAUCUGGCUGGGGAAUGGCCUGUGUUUUGGGCUAACCAAAUCACUGGGUGGACGGGUUUGAUUCGUGUGGACGGCAAGGUCUAUACAUGGAUGGGUUUGCCUGGAUCAAAGACAGUCGACCAGACUGCAUAUGAGUUUACUUCCACCAAGAGCAUCUUUACUAUGAACGUGGACGGUGCGCUGGAAAUGAACAUCACGUUCCUGUCGCCUCUUACACCUAAGGACCUCCGACGCCAAUCGCUGGUCUUCUCGUACCUGAACGUGGAGGUCUCUUCACUCGAUGGCAAGGAACAUGACGUGCAAGUCUACUCGGACAUCUCUGCAGAAUGGGUGUCGGGAGAUCGCAAUGCCACCGUCCAGUGGGACUAUGGUACCACUGACGGCAUUGCCUACCACAAGGUGCAUCGCCAGACUCCCCUGGCCUUCUCCGAGAUCAACCAGCAAGCCGAAUGGGGUAACUGGUACUGGGGUACCGACCAGCACAAGGGCCUCUCCUACCAGUCUGGCGCGGACAACGAUGUACGCGGACAGUUCUCGAAGACUGGUCAACUGAACAACGCCAAAGACCAGAAAUACCGCGCCGUCAACUCCGACUGGCCGGUCUUUGGGUUCGCCUCCAACCUGGGUAAAGUAGGCUCUUCCCCUGUGAACACGCUCUUCUCGCUGGGCCUCACCCAGGACGCGGCGAUUCAAUAUGCCGGCAACGACGGGUAUGACCCGGUGCCGUCUUUGUGGAAGAGUCACUUCAAGACCGAGCUGGGCGCGCUGUCUUUCUUCCACAAGGACUUUAGCGAGUCUAACUCGUUGUCGAGUUCAUUUGAUAGUCAGGUGGCCAAGGACUCCGUUGCCACCGCUGGCCAGGACUAUCUCGUUCUCACUUCACUCUCGGCCCGACAAGCUUUUGGUGCUACGCAGCUGUGCGGCACGCCCGACCAGACGUACCUGUUCCUUAAGGAGAUCUCUUCUGACGGCAACAUGAACACUGUGGACGUUGUAUUCCCGGCUUACCCCAUUUUCUUGUACUCCAACCCCGAGCUGCUCAAGCUGGUCCUCGAUCCCUUGUACGAGAACCAAGAGGCUGGCAAGUAUCCUCAAGCCUACGCCAUGCACGACCUGGGCUCGAGUUACCCCAACGCUACUGGACAUUCCGAUGGUAAGGACGAAGCGAUGCCCUUGGAAGAGUGCGGAAACAUGGUCAUCAUGACUCUGGCGUAUGCGAUGAAGACGCAUAACUCUAAAUAUCUGAGCGCACACUACGACAAGCUGAAGCAGUGGACUGGCUAUCUGGUCGACGAUGCCUUGUACCCGGCGAACCAGAUCUCCACUGACGACUUUGCAGGGUCCCUGGCCAACCAAACCAACUUGGCACUGAAGGGCAUGAUCGGUAUCCAGGCCAUGUCUGUCAUUGCCAAUGAGACCGGCCACGCCGAUGACGCCGAGAAAUACUCGAACAUCGCCCACGACUACAUCAAGAAGUGGCAGCGCCUGGCCAUCAACCACGAUGCCAACCCUCCGCACACGACUCUGGCCUAUGGCGACUCUGAGAGCCACGGUCUCUUGUACAACCUCUUCGCUGAUGCCCAGCUCGGUCUGGGACUGGUUCCUCAAUCGGUCUAUGAUAUGCAGAGCAAGUUCUACCCGACGGUGGCGAACAAGUACGGCGUGCCUCUUGACACGCGACACACCUACACCAAGGGUGACUGGGAGUGUUUCACUGCUGCAAUUUCGUCCCGCGACACCCGCGACAUGUUCGUCAAGGACCUGGCCACCUGGGUCGACGAGACACCGACCAACCGUGCCCUGACGGAUCUGUAUGAGACAAAAUCGGGAGACUACCCCCAAAACCAGUUCGUCGCUCGACCCGUCAUGGGCGGCGCCUUUGCACCCCUGCUCGUCCGGCAGUAA
Molecule: messenger RNA, 2067 nt
Organism: Penicillium alfredii
Lineage: Eukaryota; Fungi; Ascomycota; Eurotiomycetes; Eurotiales; Aspergillaceae
Gene: gta1
Product: glutaminase GtaA
Exons: 7
Coding region: 1-2067 (688 amino acids)
Biological process (GO): carbohydrate metabolic process
Source: RefSeq, a predicted model, not a curated record